AUGUCAUUAAAGACGACACUUCACAAAUUGGUGUCGUGUCAACAGAACCGAAUUUUACUUUUCAUAAGCGGUCUCCCCGUACUCGAAUGUAUUUUCUUUUGUUUGUGCAUCGGUCACGACCCGAAAGGUCUUAAAUUUGCCAUAUUUAACGACGAAUUAAAUCGUACUUAUCAAUCUUGUGACACGGUACCCUACGGUUUGGUUAAUAACACAUACGAAAAUUUAGCUUGUUUGUAUUUGAGUCACCUGAGCAAGAAAAAUGUCGAAUUUAUAAAUACAAAUAGCGAAGAAGAAGCGAUAAAUUUAGUGACAAAAGGUCACGCAUGGGGAGCUUUGGAAUUUUCUAAAAAUUAUACGGAAUCUUUAACGGAAAGAGCCAGAUUGGGUAGGCACGCAACGGAAGAUUUACUCGAACAUAGCGAUAUUAAAAUCACUAUGGAUAUGUCUGGUAAUAUUUAUUAUCAUUAUCAUUAUUAUUCUUUUGAAAAGAGGCGUGAUGAGCAUUUAAAUUUUUUUUUUUUAUUAAAAUUAGAUCAGCAAAUCGGUCAGCUUUUAAGGAGGGAUAUUUAUUAUGCAUUUGCGGAAUUCAUACAAAAUAUAUCGUUGCAAAGUAACGUUUCCGUUCGAGUCGCAUUGCCACCGAUUCAAGUACGAGAUCCCGUUUACGGAACGAGACAUCCAAAUUUUACCGAUUUUGCCGCUCCUGGAAUUAUUCUGACGAACGAAGGACUUUUAGAAAGGAGUUUAGUACUUGGAAUAACCGGACAUGAAAUAUUAUUCGGUCAUUUGAUAACACAAUUUGUACUCAUGGUAGAACAAACCAUUUCCGUUUUGGUUUUCACAUUUGCCGUUUUUCAUUUAACAAUUAACGGAAGUAUAAUUGUUAUAUUUUUCUUAGUCGUACUCACAGGAUUGUGCGGAAUGACUUUCGGUUUUAUGGUUGCUUGCUGUUGCGAAAAUGAAAGAAGUGCGACUUAUAUGGCAUUAGGAAGUUUUUUACCCAUCGUUAUGUUAUGCGGUAUUAUUUGGCCCAUAGAGGGUAUGCAUUUUUCUCUAAAAUUUAUAAGUUAUUUUUUACCUUUGACAAAAAGUACGGAAUCUUUAAGAUCCAUGUUGCAAAGAGGUUGGAAUUUUUCAAAUCCUGUCGUGAGUGUCGGUUUCCUAUCGACUCUUGCAUGGAUCGGAGUUUUUAUGAGCAUAAGCGUUUUAGCACUUAAAUUUAAAAAAGGUUAA
Pediculus humanus corporis (human body louse) is the source of this 1233-nucleotide messenger RNA. RefSeq lists its product as uncharacterized. The transcript is spliced from 6 exons. Gene Ontology annotation, biological process: transmembrane transport. Bases 1 to 1233 code for a protein of 410 amino acids. NCBI's taxonomy places the organism in Eukaryota, Metazoa, Arthropoda, Insecta, Psocodea, Pediculidae. Gene Ontology annotation, cellular component: plasma membrane. The record is from RefSeq and is a predicted model, not a curated record. Gene Ontology annotation, molecular function: ABC-type transporter activity.